AGGAAGACCAUACCUUCCGGGCGAGCAGCCGUCGGAUUAGAUUUUCGGGUCGGACACCCCUCAGCUUGCGCAGGUGGCAGCGGUGACCCUAAAGCGGGUAAGCGGUCAGGGCAGGACGCAAGCGACAAGCAAAAUAUUCCGCGAUAGAAACAACCUGUUUUCAGAUAUACACCGCGGGGCCAGGCUGGGACGGCCGCGCACCAAGAAAGGACCUGACCCCUUCUCCAAAAUAAAUCUAGAGACCCUGGCAGCGGUGGGGACCAGAAAGGCGGCUAUCAGUCAUUGGAUACUGGGGACCCCUGGAUAGUGUUGGCCGAGGACUUGGGGCCCCCGUGGCCCUUGGCCUUUAAGAACCCCUUAAUUCUUGCUGGCACCCCCCACCCUCGGUCAUGGCUAAAUGGUUCAAAGACCUGCCGCUGACUCUGAAAAAUGUUUCGGACAGAGCCAAGCCUGGGCUCCCGGGGACCAAAACCCUGCCCAAAGUGGGAGCCUCUCGCAAAAACUCGUGCGACCCGGCGGGCCCCACGACGAAGAACCGGAAGAAUUCCUCCUCCGAGGGCCACGCCAAGGGCCUCAAGGACAGCCGGUUAUCCCGGGAGAGUCUGCAAAGCCUCCUGCCUGGUAAGAGUCGGAAAAACUCAAAGGAUGAAACUGGUGGGCUCCGGGCCCCUAAGGGCCACAGCGUGUACAUAAACCGCCUUAUCAGAGUGGACCCGAGCCUACUGGAGAAGAAUGGGCGCAACUUCCAAGGGGCGGAAGAGCAGCAGGUGGGACACGGUCAGGACCAGGAGCGGAGCCCCAAGGAGGAGACUAUCAUUAUCCUGGAUGAUUACGCCGACCCUUUCGAUGCCAAGCGCACCAAGGGACAGCGUGACGCCGAGCGCGUUGGCGAGAAUGAUGGCUACAUGGAACCGUACGAUGCCCAGCAGAUUAUAACGGAGAUUCGCCGCCGAGGGUCCAAGGAUCAGCUGACCGCAGACCUUCACUUACUCGAGUUGAGCUCCUUAGGCGAGGUCAAGGCCGACCCCAAAAAGUCAGGGUCCCAAGAAACGCAGGCGAAGCCUCCGCAGCUGUACGACACGCCGUACGAGCCCCCGGAGGCAGGAGAGGCGGAAGGGCAGGAGAAGAAACAGAGGGCGGUGGAAGGAGCGCGUCCCGAGAACGACGAGAGGCCGGCCGGGGAGUACGAGCAGCCCUGGGAAUGGAAGAAGGAACACAUCGUCAGGGCGCUGUCAGUUCAGUUUGAGAGCAGCGAGAGGUCGUCCGGUAAGGAGGACGUGGUCCGAAUCCACCAGCGACAGAAGAGCUGGACGCCAAAGGUUCUGAAGCAGCAGGAGCAAUGUGACAAGGUGGACCCCGCGCUGCCGCUGGAGAAGCAGAGCUGGUACCACGGAUCGGUGACGCGCGCCGAGGCAGAGAGCCGGCUGCAGUCCUGUCGAGAAGCCAGUUACUUGCUGCGCAACAGCGAGUCCGGUAACAGCAAGUACUCCAUCGCCCUCAAGACCAGCCAGGGCUGCGUUCACAUCAUCGUCGCCCAAACCAAGGACAACAAGUUCACGCUGAAUCAGACGGGCGGCGUGUUCGGCAGCAUCCCGGAGCUCGUUCACCACUACUCCAGCCAACAGCUUCCCUUCAAAGACGCCGAACACAUGAGUCUCCUGUACCCGGUGCACAGCAGGCUGCACUGAGUCGCUCAGGGCCUGGACGACUCGGAUCUAAUGGUCCCAUCACCAACACGGGGUCUGCCUCCCUCUGGCGCCCGCUUGCCCAGUACGGGUUUGCCAAGCAGCAUAUAAUAGUUUGUCUUAUUGCCUCGCGACCUCCCGGAUGCCCUUUUAUGUUGU
Molecule: messenger RNA, 1844 nt
Organism: Spea bombifrons (plains spadefoot toad)
Lineage: Eukaryota; Metazoa; Chordata; Amphibia; Anura; Pelobatidae
Gene: SHE
Product: Src homology 2 domain containing E
Exons: 6
Coding region: 390-1688 (432 amino acids)
Molecular function (GO): phosphotyrosine residue binding
Source: RefSeq, a predicted model, not a curated record